This is a messenger RNA of Dunckerocampus dactyliophorus (ringed pipefish), 3271 nucleotides long. It is a transcript of the gene dars1, whose product is annotated as aspartyl-tRNA synthetase 1. Gene Ontology annotation, cellular component: cytoplasm; aminoacyl-tRNA synthetase multienzyme complex; cytosol. Gene Ontology annotation, molecular function: RNA binding; ATP binding; aspartate-tRNA ligase activity. Bases 114 to 1709 code for a protein of 531 amino acids. Gene Ontology annotation, biological process: aspartyl-tRNA aminoacylation. NCBI's taxonomy places the organism in Eukaryota, Metazoa, Chordata, Actinopteri, Syngnathiformes, Syngnathidae. The transcript is spliced from 18 exons. The record is from RefSeq and is a predicted model, not a curated record.
GCAAAACAAGCCCGAACUUCCGGAUCCUGAGCAUGCUUUAACAGCUGACGAGGUGCACGCCUGUCUCCUGCAGUGAAACAUUUUCUCUGCUUUCUCCAAGUAUAUAACUCGUCAUGACUAAAGAGGAAGCUCUGGGGGCGGCAGAGGAGGAACAGCAGGCCCAGUCAAAGAAAGCCCAGAAGAAACAGCAGAAGGAAGCAGAGAAAGCUGCAAAGAAGGCUGAGAAACAGGCCAAGCAGGCUGGUGAUCAGAAAACCGCGGAGGAAGAUGACUUCGCCAAGGAUCGCUAUGGCGUGACAGCAAUGGUCCAGUCUCAAGAAAAACUGGACAGGGCUUUGGUGCUGGUCAAAGACCUGACUCCUGAGAGGGCUGAUGAGUUAAUUUGGCUGCGUGCCCGCGUUCACACCAGCAGGGCCAAAGGGAAGCAGUGUUUUUUGGUGCUGCGCCAGCAGCAGUUCAACGUGCAGGCACUGGUUGCAGUGGGAGAUCGUGCCAGCAAGCAGAUGGUCAAGUUUGCUGCAAACAUCACUAAGGAAAGUAUUGUGGAUGUGGAGGCAUUAGUGAGGAAGGUGGAUCAGAAGAUCGAGAGCUGUUCCCAGCAGGAUGUGGAGCUUCACAUUGAGAAGAUUUUCGUCAUCAGCCAGUCAGAGGCCCGUCUUCCCCUGCAGUUGGAGGAUGCUGUUAGGCCUGAUGGAGAGGGGGAUGAGGAGGGCAGAGCCACUGUCAACCAGGACACCAAACUGGACAACAGAGUGAUUGAUCUCAGGACAACCACAAGCCAGGCCAUCUUUCGUCUGCAGUCAGGAGUGUGCCAGCUCUUCAGAGAUACCCUCACCAAAAAGGGUUUUGUGGAGAUCCAGACACCUAAAAUCAUAUCAGCUGCCAGUGAAGGUGGCGCCAACGUCUUCACCGUAUCUUACUUUAAGACCAGCGCCUACCUGGCCCAGUCUCCCCAGCUGUACAAGCAGAUGUGCAUCUGCGCUGACUUUGACAAGGUCUUCUGUGUGGGUCCAGUUUUCAGGGCGGAGGACUCCAACACCCACCGUCACCUCACUGAGUUUGUGGGUCUGGAUAUUGAGAUGGCCUUCAAUUACCAUUACCAUGAGGUGAUUGACUCCAUCACUGACACCAUGGUCCAGAUCUUCAAGGGGCUGAGAGACAACUUCCAGACUGAGAUCCAGACAGUAAACAAGCAGUUCCCCAGCGAGCCUUUCAAAUUCCUGGAGCCCACUCUGAGGCUGGAAUACACCGAGGCCUUGGCCAUGUUGCGCGCAGCCGGGGUGGAGAUGGGUGACGAGGAAGACCUGAGCACACCAAAUGAAAAGCUUCUUGGCCGCCUUGUUAAGGAAAAGUAUGAUACUGACUUCUACGUGCUGGACAAGUACCCUCUGGCUGUGAGACCUUUCUACACCAUGCCUGAUCCCAACAACCCCAAAUGCUCCAACUCGUAUGACAUGUUCAUGCGUGGGGAAGAAAUCCUGUCUGGAGCCCAGAGAAUCCACGAUGCUGAGAUGCUGACGGAACGGGCAAAGCAUCACCAGAUUGAUCUGGAGAAAAUAAAGGCAUACAUCGACUCGUUCCGCUACGGUGCCCCCCCACAUGGCGGUGGAGGCAUUGGCCUAGAGAGAGUCUGCAUGCUGUACCUGGGGCUCCACAACGUGCGCCAGACCUCCAUGUUCCCUCGUGACCCCAAGCGCCUGACACCUUGACCGUUCGGCCGUGUGGCGCCAUCUUGCUAUAUUACCUGUCUAUAGGAUGCACAUGGGUGAUGGGAAUCUACUAAUUCACAACACUGAAAGAGAAAGGGUUUAGCAGCUAGUGCCACCUAGACACUAACUUGCAACUGUGAUUCAUUUCUAUGAGAGAUUGAAGUCAUUGCAGCAGUAGGGAACUUUAUUGCUUGUUUUCUACAGUUGCCUUACAACACGGAACAGUGAAGAGAAGAAGAGGACACUUAUGUUAGGUUUUAAAGAUGCACUUGCAGUCCUUCUUUUGGUCAACUAGGAAGUAACAGCAUCCCUUCUCAAGAAGGUAACUACUAGAGGGUCUCAUCUAAGUCCUAACUACCUCCAGCUAAUCAUCAUGGCCUCCUACAGUAUGUAACUACAUCUUUUUUAAUCAACUUAAAUUGAAAAAUCAUGGCUCAUAAAAAUAUUUUUCAACCCAUGAAGCUGAGCUCUCGUUUAUUCAUUUUAACGCAGCGCUUUUCUUUUUACUCCCAUUUUUCACGAGCUGAACUCCAAGAUGUUAAACUUAUUCUGCAUACACAAAACGGACCAUUUCUCUCAAACAUUGUUCACAAACAUGUGUUUGUGAGCAUUUAUAAUUCAUAAUUCAUCCACCUCACAGUUGUGGCAUAACAAGAUACUGUUUAGACACCAUCAUUAUUAGGUUGACAACAAUAAAAAGCCCACUCCAAAUUGUAUAAGCUGAUCCAAAGCAUCCCAAACACGCUCAAUUGGUGACAUAUCUGGUGAGUAUGCAGGCAAUGCAAGAACAGGGAUGCUUUCGUACGCAAUAAAAGGCCACUCAAAUGCUCAGCUUUCAGGAAUUGUGUACUGAUCCUUGCAAAAUAUAUCAUGCUGUAACACGAGGUGAUGGUCGUGGAUGAAUGGCAGAGCAAUUGGCCUCAGGAUCUCACACGGUAUCUCUGUGCACUCAAAAUGGCAUAAAUAAAAUGCACUUGUGUUCAUUGUCCAUAACAUACGCCUGCCCAAACCAUGACCCGGCCGCUCGAUCCGCAAAUUGAUGGUAUUUUGAAUUUAUGGCAAUAUCGUUAUGAGAUCCUGAGGCCCGAUUUUGUGCCAUUUAUCCACGACUGUCGCCUCAUGUUGCAGCAUGAUAAUCCUUGGCCCUGUGUUGCCAGGAUCUGUACACAAUUCCUGGAAGUUGAACAUUUUGGAGUGCCCUUUUAUUGUGGCCAAGCCAAGGCACUUGUGCAGUAAUAAUGCUGUCUAUUCAACAUCUUGAUAUGCCGCAGCUGUGAGGUGAAUGAAUUAUACAUUUGUGAACAUUAUUUGAGAGGAAUAGGCCUUUUGUGUACAAGUUUUGCAUCUUUUUGAGUUCAGCUCAUGAAAAAUGGGAGCAAAAACAAGUGUUGCGUUUAUUUUUGAGUAUAUUUUAUUCCAUUGAGGUCCCGACCGAUUUUUCCCAGAAUAAAUUGGAAGUUAAUACAGUAAUCCACUUAGCCACUUAGCGCUUUGAAUUUUGCUGCUUCAUUCUAUCAUGGUUUUUCAAAAAUAUUAAUAAAUCAUGCAGUUUCAUGAAUAAG